AUGGUACCUAAACAAUCUUACUACAGUAAAGGCUUCUCAAAGGAAAUCUCCGAUACUCAUGCAUGGAGAACCGUUGCCAAUGCUGUACCAUAUGUGAUUCCAUACUUAAAGAAAUCAGAUAAGUUGCUUGACGUUGGUCUGGGACCAGGCUCGAUUCUGAAGGACUUCGCAAAUUACGUUGGCGAGGUGGUAGGUGUUGAAACCAUUCCGGACUUGAUUGAAAUUUCCUCCAACCAGCCAGACCUUCCGUCUCUGGUUCUGUUUCAAUUGGGCCUGGCUUAUAACUUACCCUUUGAGGAUGCAUCCUUUGACGUUGUCCAUGCGCUGCAAGUGGUGAUUCACCUCAGUGAACCCGAAAAAGCUUUGAAGGAGAUGCUUCGAGUAUGCAAGCCUGGAGGCUACGUUCUUGUCAAAGAUGCUGACUUGCAAAUGACUGUGGUGUAUCCGCAGAAGUACCACGAAGGCAUUGCUGACUACUUCCACCAUAAAUCGAAAGAUCUGACGACACUGUCGAUUGCGGGCCGCCUGUUAAAGUCUCGAGCAUUGGCUGCUGGCUACAAUGCUGCCAAUAUCCACCUCUCGGCUCUGGUGUGGACUAUCAGCACCGAUAAAGAGAGAGAGGACUGGGCAAACAUGUAUUGCAAGCGUAUCACCAAGGCAAAACAGUAUGAUUACACGUCCAACCCCGAGCAACUAGAUCGAGUCAUCAGGACGUUUAAGGAAUGGAAGGAAGAUUCCGAGGGUUUAAUGAUGAUGACUCACGGCGAGUUGGUAUAUCGGAAAUAG
This is a messenger RNA of Sungouiella intermedia, 786 nucleotides long. The record is from the annotation of a GenBank genome assembly. Lineage: Eukaryota; Fungi; Ascomycota; Pichiomycetes; Serinales; Metschnikowiaceae.